Molecule: messenger RNA, 1606 nt
Organism: Rhagoletis pomonella (apple maggot)
Lineage: Eukaryota; Metazoa; Arthropoda; Insecta; Diptera; Tephritidae
Product: protein screw-like
Exons: 4
Coding region: 123-1388 (421 amino acids)
Biological process (GO): SMAD protein signal transduction; BMP signaling pathway
Cellular component (GO): extracellular region
Molecular function (GO): cytokine activity; growth factor activity
Source: RefSeq, a predicted model, not a curated record
CGGAGGUGUAUGUACAGUUUUAUAUAAUGCCACUAGCAGAUGUUUGAGUUCCUUCGCGCUGCUUCUUUAAGAAGGUUCAUUUGUUUUCGAAGUGUAGUAAUAACAAAACAUAUUUUAAAAAUAUGUUUCACCAAGUGUUUAGUUUUUGUAUGAUGUUAAUAUUUUUGUGCUGGCGAUCUUUCGUAAUUGCGCAGAGUGGCCAUUCAGAUGAGGAAAUGAUACAACUGGCGGAUUUAUUAGGUUUAAGUCCGGCUAGUGCACGACUCAAAAGGCAGCCAUCGCUGAGUAAUUCAGCCACAAAAUUUUUGCUUGAGGUUUACAAAGAAAUAAGUGAUCAAGGAGAUUCGCCCGAAGUCGAGCAACAGACGAGACACCGACGUGCAGUUGCUGAUGAAAACUUUAUAACAGCUUUUGAUCGUAGAGAGAUAGAACUCAGCAACAACAUAAUCACAUUUGCUAGUAGACCCACACCUUUCACAACAAAUUCGGCACUCUCCGGUGAUAUGCUACUCAAUUUUAAUUUAAACGAUAUACCAUCCGAUUUGGAGUUAAUCCACGCAGCAGUACGUUUAUAUCAAGAUCCCCAAGUAGGCAGGCACGGCAUGAGUGCGCUGGCGUCGCAACAACGUAACUUUACCAUUUCUCUAUACCAGCCAGUUGGUCAAUAUUUGCUUGCCGUUGCCGCUAUAAACGCCAGCACUGACUUCAGAGGAUGGCUGGAAUUGAAUGUAACCCAUUUAUUCAACAAUUGGCUACAUUUCCGUACACUGCAGCAGACGCUUUAUGGCAAUGAAGUACUUGUUGGCGUCACAUUGCAUUCGCCGCUUGUGGGAGCAGCUGCAUCCGCAUCAGCGGCUGAUGUGGGAUUAGUACCAGCGCAUACGCAAUCUGAUAGCCUUGGUUUGCAGCCCUUCAUAAUAGGUUACUUCAAUGGUCCCGAUUUGAUGACGAAAAUGAAAAAGCGUUCCACAAAACAACAUACACGUCGAGAGCGUCAUGUUGACGCCUUUGGACAUAAACCGCCGCCAUCAAUGUCGCGUUUUACACAUCCGGAGGCAAUCUACGAGCAACCAAAAGCUUGUGAGCGCCGCAAUUUUACAUUGGAUUUUAAAUACUUGGGCAUGGAGAAAUCCGUUAUUGCUCCAAAGACUUUCGAAGCUUACUUUUGCUUGGGUGAAUGCAAUUUCCCCUUGGGUACGCCCAUGAAUAAUGCUACUAAUCAUGCAAUUGUACAGACAUUGAUGCAUCUGAAGCGACCAAAUCUACCCAAACCAUGUUGUGUGCCGAUUAAGCUGGCCUCUAUAUCAAUACUCUAUUCCGUUAAUGAGGAUAGCGUAAAUUUGAUGCGUUUCUCGCAAAUUGUCGCCAAGGAAUGUGGAUGCCGUUGAAGAUGGGAAGGUACAUAUAAAAUUAUAUUAAUUUAAAAUAAUGUGGAUGAAGCUUACAACUGCAAUGUACAAAUGCUUACAUAGAUAUAUAUGUAUAUAUUUAAUAUUGUAAAUUUUUACAAUGAACAAAAUGAGAUUUUGUCUUGCUUAAAAAUAUGUUCUAAAGAUGAAAUUUAAGUAUGUGCGUGUGUGCAAACAUAUAAAAAUGAAUUAACAAC